AUGUCCAGCUGGGCUGAGCGCGUGCAUCGACGCGCCGCUGAUUUGGGCAACGUUGUCACAUCCUGCGGCCAUCCAGCGACCGCUCCCGCCUAUCCAUACCGCUUGGAGAAGGUGAAGUUCGGUGUACCACUGGAGGAGGUAUGCAAGCACAACAACAACAUUCCUGGGCCGCUGCUUGUGCUCAUAUUGAAACUAAACAAGGAGUCGCCAAAUCGACGCGAUGUUUUUCGUGCGCCCGGCCAUCAGGGCGCAAUGAAGAAGCUCAUACACUUCCUGCAGGCGGGCCGACUUGUUAACGUUGACAACUAUUCGGUGUUCACCAUUGCCAGCGUAUUAAAGAAGUUCCUCCGCAAGAUACCCAAUGGCAUCUUCGGACGCAAUGGCGAGACGGAGCUCUUUGCCAUUAACGAGCUGCAGAACGAAGCCGAGCAAACGGACCGUUUACACAG
Molecule: messenger RNA, 449 nt
Organism: Drosophila virilis
Lineage: Eukaryota; Metazoa; Arthropoda; Insecta; Diptera; Drosophilidae
Product: rho GTPase-activating protein 20-like
Biological process (GO): signal transduction
Molecular function (GO): GTPase activator activity
Source: RefSeq, a predicted model, not a curated record